Molecule: messenger RNA, 3464 nt
Organism: Sphaeroforma arctica JP610
Lineage: Eukaryota; Ichthyosporea; Ichthyophonida
Exons: 3
Coding region: 1-3219 (1072 amino acids)
Source: RefSeq, a predicted model, not a curated record
AUGUUCGAAAGAUUUUCGCGCACGGACUGGUACGACUGGGGCCAUGAAGACGCCUGCCUAUUCCAAAGUGACGAUGAAGAGGAAAUUGACGACGUCGGUGGCAAUCCUCAGUCUGCGCAGCCAAACACCGCGUGCGAAGUCACUGCGAGUGCACCGCUCACCCACACACAAGCGAACGAACCAAAACCCACCGAUACUCGGCCGAACGAACCACAAUCCAUAGGAACCAUCUGUGAGCCCACGCAUACCUUUGGCGAUUCAAUCAACACAAGCACUGCUCCUCGCAACACCUCAAUCCAACUUGCGCACGAUGCCGGUGAUCAGGUUGGUAUGCCCGGACAAUCUGAGGUUGAACUGUCGGGUGUGGACCAAUCCUUAGCGCCACUCGGUAGUCACUCUGGUCGAGUCCUGCAGACUAGUAUAGCACAAAGCAAUCAGUCUGAGCCGUAUCCCAUACAUCCUUUAAAACUGCACCAUCAGUCAACUCAGAAACCAAUCCAGGUCAACCCCCAACCUGUCGAAACCAAACCACUACCUCUCGAGGUGAAGCCACAAGCAAGAGAGGAAGAGCCACGUCUCAGUGCAUCGGUACAAUUACCAUCGCUGACCGAUGAUUCGAGUAUACCUGAUCAUCCAAGUACACCUGAUAAUUCAAGUACACCGGAUAAUUUUUAUAUAUCAAGACCGAAUGCCGUUUCCAAGAAAAACGGUAGUAACGGAUCGGCAUCCGGGUCCGUUGGUGGCGGUGCUGUAUCUACUUGUGACAUCACCGCCGCCCAAAGGGCUCAACCCAAAGAUACGGCCAUCGACCUAAAACUCGUAAAGUGUGACGUAUGUGGACGCGAUAGUUUCUGGCUUUGCAAAUGCAAAGGGCGUCGGUUCUGCGGACGCGCAUGUCAGCUGAAGGAUUGGAGAGCUGGACACAGGGCAGUGUGUGCGAAUCGCACAAAAGACUCCACGACAAAAAUCAGUUCAAAUCACCCGUGUCAUGGUUGUAUGGCACAUCGGAAAGUGAAUGAUGACAACGGUACAAGAGCCAAAGAUGUUGUCCACAGCAGCAAGCAGAAGAGCGCACACGAUGGCACUAACGGUAUUCAGCGAGAGGAAAUACACUUUGGUGAAAGCGCCAGUACGGGUGAUCGCAAAAUCACGGCAGUGGAUACCUCAUUGCGGCUUAACCACUAUCCCGCGCAAACGAGCACAGUCGGCGCACAGUCUGCCGCAUGGAUGGGAAAUCCGGGAGUUGAGUUUCCUCGCCAACUGAAGGAAGAACAUUUAAAAGCUCUAAGAGUAUCAUGUCCAGUAUGGGGUUGCCGUACUAGUUUUAAGAAUACGCGGAAUCUAGGUACGCACAAGGCUAAAUUUCAUCCGAAAAGAGUGGCUGAUACUCUCCGCAACACAAUCAACACUGACAACAAGACAGACGUUCCAACAGGUGAUGCUACCACUAUACCCAACACAAUCAACACUGAACACAGCACAGUUCAUACCACCAAUAAUACAGUAGACACUGAGGGCAACACAUUUGAGACCGUAUCCGAGAUGCCCGAGCCUCUGGCCUACAGGUGUGAUGUUGGCCCAACGGGAAAUAAGACACUGCUGCAGUGUGCAAAGGUAAAAAACCCCAAAAACUCACAAGGAUACGAAACCAUGACUUCAGGUCCGCUACUAUCGUCUGCAGUGCCGAUGAAGGCCUUGACAGGCAAGCCCCAUGAGCAUAACAAUGAGCAUUGUCCUAAUACUGGAUCCUCCCAGCCUCCUAACGGGGUCAAAUCUGCCCUUGCUUCUGUACCCGAACGUACCAAUUUUUAUCGUGAAAAUAGCUCCAAUGAAGCCGCAGUGACAAAAAUCCACCGUUCGUCGAUAGAGACUGUAUCGGUGGAUACGGCUACGACAAAUACGGACAUGACGGCGUCGGGAGUUCCAAAGCAAGUUGGACCAAAAGCACAUUGCGGUCUGAGUUUUAAAUGUGUGGUCGCAGAUUGCUGUGCGAUAUUGGCAGAUGCUAAUCGGUAUCGCCAGCAUAUGCGAGACUCUCAUUGGGAAGAGUACAGGCGAAGAACCCCUUAUGCAUGCCAAGAGAAAGGCUGCGACAGUCGCUACACGAAUGAGGACAAAUACAAACAACACAAGAUAAGCCACGCGAAGCUUAAACUUAAAAGAGAGGUGACUGGUCAGCAGACCCCUGGUCUAACGAAGACAGACGAUCAAGUGGCUGCGAGGCGAGCAGCUGAGAAGCGAAAGGAUACCACAGGGCCGAAGGCAGUUACUCAGGAGAGCUACAGCGCAUCAGUCGGUGCGCCAAUGGACAGGACACCGUCUGAGUUUACAAUUGUUCCGAGUGCGGUGUCGCAUAGGGCUUCUGGACCUGACAAUAUCCCACAACGCAAUGGACAUGCGUCGCUUGCGCUUCCUAGUACGAGGGGCGCUGCAGUUUUAAAGCUUGAGGCCCUGCAAUCACACAGGAUUCAAGAGCCCACCACACAACAAGGAAAGUCAGCAAUACCUCAGACACAGCGCAAGGAGACCAUACCAACACCAAGUGGGUCUAACGCUCGACAGUCACAGAGCAACAGGAUUGCUGAGCCCACCAGACACCAAGGAAAGUCAGCAAUACCUCAGACACAGCGCAAGGAGACCAUACCAACACCAAGUGGGUCUAACGCUCGACAGUCACAGAGCAACGGGAUUGCUGAGCCCACCACACAACAAGGACAGUCAGCAAUACCUCAGACACAGCGCAAGGAGAUCAUACCAACACCAAGUGGGCCUAUACCUCCACCGUCUCUGAGUAAGUGUGCUGCCCUAUAUCCUCAGAACGUGCCUGUGCCUUCGAAAAUGCCUGUGGCUGUCUCAUUGCCUGCGUGUCUAUCACAGACUGUGCGCAACGGCCCAAUCUCAAUGUCCACCAAUGCUGCGGAACGUAUCGGCCUGUCGGUUGUUAAGAGUGCUAGGCAUUUGGGAGCGAACUCCGAAACUCGUCCGCAACUAUUGACCAAAAGUAUGGCCACGGCGGAGGUAAUCUGCAUCAGCUCAGAUGACAACGAUGUCAUGGCGCAGAGUGCCAGACCAGUCCCAAUUACUCAAGCCCCCUCCAGCGGUGAAAGAAAGCGCGCACGGACAGAUAAAUAUUCCCUUGCAAACCAGGACUCAGACGAUAACGAUAUAUGCAAUACCACGAUGAAAUCAUAUUAUGCGUCUCGGUCUCACAUAGGAUAGGUACUCGCUGAAACGUGGGACCAUAUCACGGUUUGACUUGGCAUCUGACCUCCCGUGCGCAGAAAUAAAAGUCAGCUGUAAUGAAUAUCCAUGCAAGCACCUGACACUUGUGUCUCCAUUGGUGCACUAUACAUGUGCCGGCGGUGUUAUAAGAAUGACAAUACCCUCGCAAUUGCAACCAAAUCGAAGGGUUAAUGGAGCACGAAAUACUACUAUCUACGGUCUGAAAGAAUUCACUAUAAAAU